Molecule: messenger RNA, 1278 nt
Organism: Naegleria fowleri
Lineage: Eukaryota; Heterolobosea; Eutetramitea; Acrasida; Naegleriidae
Exons: 4
Coding region: 1-1278 (425 amino acids)
Biological process (GO): mitotic spindle organization
Cellular component (GO): cytoplasm; dynactin complex
Source: RefSeq, a predicted model, not a curated record
AUGUCGUUUCUCCAUCGAAAUAUCAUCAAUGCCGAAUCUUCGCCGAGUCAGCCUGUAUCACCCUUUCUCCAGAUUGGCCUAGAGAAUAACAGCUCCUCUUCGGUUAAUCGUCCGGGGAGAUUUUCCUCUCCUCCAACUAGCCCCACUUUUCGAAGAGGAUCUUUAAUUUCAAAAUCAUUGUUUGAGGGGCUUCCUGGAUUUAAACGAUCUUCUCAAGAACAAUUUGAAUACAUUCCUCAAAAGACGAAAACCAAGCGCUAUAAAAAGAGUGUUAGCUCAUCGAAAGAAAUCGAGGAAAAAUCCUUAAAUCCAUCAAAAUCAUACAAAUUCUUUGAGGAAAUAAUUUUGAAUCCUAAAUCGUCUGGAAAUAGAUCCAGAAGAAAAUCUACAAUUUAUCAAAUAACUACCGAUUCUAAAAACCACAAUUUGGAUGAAUCUCCUUAUGAAAAAUUUCAACGAUUGAAACAUGAAGUGGAAACAUUUGUUUCAGAAAUGGAAAAUCUGGCAUCUUCAAAUAAGAAAUUACAUUCUGAAAGUACUUCAUAUUAUCGGGACAUGCUGAAGCAAUCUCAGCAACUUGAACAACAAUUAAAUGACCUUAAAGAAAGAAAUCACAUUUUACCGGAAGUGCUGUCAAUUGAUGAGAAGGAACCGAGUGCAUCGCAGGUUCUUUUAUCUGCUGAAACCGUUCACCAAGAGCUUGGAAUAUUGUUUGAGAACCAACAAAAUGAAAGACCUUACACUUCUAAUAGUUUAAAUGCUUUGACCAAAUCCUCUGAAGAACAGGAUCGAGAGGAUAUGAGCAAAAUUUUGAAGCUUGAAAAACGAUUAGCAUUGCUAGAAAAACUGGUGGGAAAUGGAGACGAGCCACUCCCUGUUGAUUCGACCAAAAUCAGCUACAGCAUUGAGGAAUCGAGAGUGAAAUUUAUUUCAAAAGAAUUGGACUCUAUUUCUUCUUCUGAAAACCUGGGAAUAGGCUUCAACUCUGAAAAAGUCGACAGGUUAUAUCAAAAAGUACGAAAAUGGGAUGAGCUGGCAAUGCAGGUGCCAAUGAUUGUAUCUCGUUUGCAAACUCUAAAAAUUGUACAUGAUGAAGCCAUUUACUUUGCAGGCACUGUAACAAAGUUAAAAGAGCAACAAGAGGAGUUAAUGGAGCUAUUACAUGGAAAUGCGGAUGUUUUGGAAAAUUUCAACCAAAAUUUUAGUGAAAAUCUCGCUAUCAUUAAUAAUAACAUGAAAUCUCUUCAGGAGAGAAUUAGAAACUUGGAAAAGAAAUAG